Messenger RNA from Mercurialis annua (annual mercury), 1160 nucleotides. RefSeq lists its product as uncharacterized. Lineage: Eukaryota; Viridiplantae; Streptophyta; Magnoliopsida; Malpighiales; Euphorbiaceae. The record is from RefSeq and is a predicted model, not a curated record. The transcript is spliced from 4 exons. The coding region runs from base 240 to 911 and encodes 223 amino acids.
UCCAAGUCGUUCUUCAUCCCCUUCAUUCAUCAAGUGUGGAAAAUUUGUCAAAUCACCAUUACUUUCUCGUUUUUGAUCUGAAUUGAGUGAUUCUUGCGGCCACGGAACGAGAAAAAGAUCAUCUAAUGGAUUGUGGCUUCAAUUUGAGGUGUAAUUAGACUUUUAAAGGAAGGUGUUUAUGAAGAAUUUGGAGAUUGUAACCUUCAGCCAUGGAGGAUCACUUGAGUUAAUCUGACAUCAUGAGUGAUUCCGAUUUGAAUAAAACAGUAACUCAAAUCAUUAGACAAAUGAAAAGGCCUGUCACUAUUGAUAAUGAAGUGGAGAAUGUCGCUAAUUCUCCAGUUCGAAAAAGUUUAAGAAUCAAAAUGUUACAUGCAGAUGAAGUUCCUGUUUGUAAGACUGAGAAAAAAUCAAGAAUGAAGAGGAGAGCAGUUAAAAAAUUUGUAUGUGGUAAAAGGAAAGCAGAACCUGUUGUGGUUAAAAGAGACAUUAAGAUGAGAAGGCUUGGAAGUGAUAAUCUGAAUAAAAAUGAUUCUAUUCAGAACUUUGAUCUUUUAAUUGCUCCGAAUCUCCGGUUUGUUGGAAAAGUUGGCAAGGCUUGUUCUUUUGAUGUGAUAAAAAAUAUUAAAUCGAAGCUUAGUUCUGAUCAGCUGUCUACAUUUAAGAGCAGUAGGUUUGGUUUGUAUUUGGAUAUUGGAAAGGAUGUAUUGAGUCUUAGGCUUAUACAUUCCAUACUGCUAAGGGAAGUCCAUCAUCCAAAUAUUGAUGAGCUGUGGUUUUACUAUGGUGGGCAAAACUUGCGUUUCAGUUUGUAUGAGUUUGGAUUGGUGAGCGGUCUUGUGUGCGGUGGGGACGAGUCUAGGUUUUCUGACUAUUUCACUGGUGGAACUUUUUUUGAUAAAUUUUUUUAAUGAUGAUAAUAAGAUUAGUCGUUCUGUUAUUGAAUCGAAAUUUAAAGAUGCGGUGUGGGAGAAUGAUGAUGAUGCUGUAAAGUUCGCGAAGCUGUAUUUUGUUCAGUGUUUUCUGUUGGGUAGCCUUGAUAAUACAUUGAUCGACAUCCGAUUUAUUCAUCUACUGGACUGCCCUGAUUUUGAUAAUUUUCCAUGGGGAAAAUAUUCUUUUGAUUUAUUUGUUCAGUCUACCAAGAACAAGCUUUGGAC